Molecule: messenger RNA, 420 nt
Organism: Paramecium tetraurelia
Lineage: Eukaryota; Ciliophora; Oligohymenophorea; Peniculida; Parameciidae
Exons: 3
Source: RefSeq, a predicted model, not a curated record
AUGAAUCAAUUUGAAUCCAUAGAGGCAAGAAUUUUGUUCUUAAUCUAUACUCUCUAUCAGAACAAUACCAUAUCUCUUGAUUAAAAGGGUCUACUUAAAGACAAUUUGGUAUCAAAAGAAAAUGGCAGAUUUAUGAAUGCUAUUACAUAAUUCGAGAAAUCCAAAGAUAUUGAUUAAUUAUAGCAAUUCCUGAUUUAAUUUAUCGAAAUGGAGAACUCAAUAUCAGACUAUAUUUCAGUGAAUUCUUAUAAAACAAUAAAGUCAACUAAACCAUGUAAUUUAUGCAAGGAAACUACAUAAAGUUCGAACACAAAUUCUAACCCAAGUAUAAUGUUCUCCACCAUCACUGUUCAAAAAAAGGAGGGAGAUGCCUAGUUUAUUUCUAGGAAAGAUAAAAAAUACUUAACUUAAAUAUCAUGA